This is a messenger RNA of Xiphias gladius (swordfish), 5497 nucleotides long. RefSeq names its product FLVCR heme transporter 2a (gene flvcr2a). The transcript is spliced from 10 exons. Gene Ontology annotation, biological process: heme export; transmembrane transport. The record is from RefSeq and is a predicted model, not a curated record. The coding region runs from base 2558 to 4228 and encodes 556 amino acids. Gene Ontology annotation, molecular function: heme binding; heme transmembrane transporter activity. Gene Ontology annotation, cellular component: membrane. Lineage: Eukaryota; Metazoa; Chordata; Actinopteri; Istiophoriformes; Xiphiidae.
AUUUCAGCUGUGUCGUUUUCCAAACUAAACAGCAUUAGAGCCGAGUUUCCAGAGCUCAUGGUGAUGUCUAUAAUGCUAUGUUUUGUCCGACUAAAAGUCCAAAACCAAGAGAUAUUCAGUUUACUAUCAUAGAGGACCGAGAAAACCAGAAAUAUUUGCAUUUGAGAAGCAGGAACCAAUCAGUUGUAGAUUAUUUGCUUCAAAAUGUUUGAAAUUAUUAAUUGAUUGUCAAAACAGUUGCAGGCUACUUUUCUGUAAAUCAGUCAGUUGACAGAUUGUUGUAGCUCUGUUACUCAUGAAACUUUUUACUAGGAGCACUUGUGGAAUGAAAGAAAUUUAUUUUUGUAAAAAGGUGGCACUAGAUCCAAUGACCUAAAAUCAAAAGGAUAAUUAUGCCACAGCAGUGAUGCUCGCUCAGGAAAAACAUCUCAGAGUACAACAGGGUGACAACGUGCCCCAGUUUCCUCUAUUGUUGAUUACUAUCAAUUCACUAUAUAAUGUCCCAAACAUUAUCUAGGCACCAGCUGCCCAUCUUGUAUUAACCUCAAACCCUGCUCUUCAGCACCUCAAUAGUCUGUCUGUCAGUCAGACAUAUCAGUCCCACAUCAUGUCCUGUCCCAUCAAGCACUCAGUCCUCUGUGUGUUAUCUUCAGAAACAUGGACAAAGGUCAGAGGCCAUAACCUUCUCUUUUCAAGGGCCCGUAUGCUUAAAACAUUUGAGGCCUACGUAUGUGAUUCGGAUAAUAUAAUUCAGACCUGUAUGGCAAAGUGUGGGCAUUAAUCUAAGCAUACGUGAGUUUAAACUCAGGGAAGCACAGUGGCUUAUUUCUUAUGUCAGUGCUGCGUGUGUCCUCAUUUACUGAAAACAGUAUUACAUGCAGGGUAAAUGUAAAGUAAAUGUAGUAAAUGUACCUUAGGUUGAGUCAAGUAAUUUUUGUCUGUGCACUCCUGCAUAUUCUCACUUGGCAAUAAGCAAAACAGAGAAGCUUUAGAGCUUGGGCUAGUACUUGGUUGUUCAAUGAACUCUUAAUCAGCUAGUGGUUAAGCAUAUAUUUACUUUAAAUACCAUGCUGAUUAUGUCCUAGUCAAUAUUACACAUUUUUUUAUGUCAAAAGUAGUUAUAUAUGUAGUUGUAUACCCAUUGCAGGCAGGAAACAGAAAGACAGUGAUAUGAUUUUCAUUGUUGUGGCUAAUCAUGGCAGCAGUACAGGCCUCGCAGAUCAUAACCACGAAACAUAUGAGGUGUCCUGCAAGUGAUAUGUUGCCUAAAUUACUUAUUUUGGUCCCCUAAGAUUGGAGGACAAUGUUCUAAAUUCUACAACUCUUGCACUGAUCACCUGAGGUGGGUGUGAACGCUUUAAUGUUGAAGCUGAAACUCCCAUUUUUGUUUCAUUUAAAAUCCAGUGUAUUGGUAUGUGAGCUAAGACCAGGAAAUGUGUCUCUAAGCUAAUGCUUUCUUAAUGCACUGUGUAUGUAACCAGCUUCUUAAAUCAAUCAGCCUCGGGUCUGCCAAUAUGGCAAUGCCCUAGACAGAUGGUGUAAUAUAAAAUCAUUAGGGCAUUAGUAAAUCCAAUUUAUUAACCACAAACACUGUUAUUUAAUAACUGCUCUUCAGACAGCAGGAUACUGUCAUCCUGUGUCGGAGUGCAGAGGCAUACUUCCUACCAUAUGGCCACAUCAUGAAAGCAGUAAUUUUUUAAGAAUUGCAAAACGUGUUUUAUCAAUGUAUCACAGAUCACAAUUACAGAAGUAAUACAGAUUGAUAAUAUACUGUUAUUUUUAAAAAAUAUUUAUCACCAUAUAUUGAUGGGAUAGGGUGAUAAAUAUAUUUUGCUGCAGAUUUAGGUCUAUAUUUUCUCAUAUUUGCGUAGGGCUGCAAGUACUACAGAGACUGUAUCUACAGAGACUUAAUUUGCAUCGUAUGUUUUCCAGCCACAACCAGUUAGGGCACUAGUUUAAUGCUUGAAAAAUAACAAAAAGUCUCCUUUGCCUUUGGCCUCUCUGCACUUAAACAGUUUCUCAAUUGUCUGAUGAACUUGCAGUCUUUGCUAAGCAAAACCCUCAAUGGACUUUACCUCCUCUCUACAUGUAUGUAUGUGUAUAUGUCAUGUGCCUCACUUUAGCAAUAAAAUGAAGUUUCUCUCCUAGACCGUCCUUCUUUACAUUCACACUCAGUGCCCCCCAGAUGAAAACCAUCACAUGAUUAAGGCAGUGUUACACACCAGAGCAGGCAGGCAAGCCUUGACACUGGCAGUCGGUCAGGUAUGUAACUGGUGACAGGGAUCAGAGAUUUCCAACACCACUCGUUAAAUUUAAACUGAACCCCAGAGCCACCUCUGUUAAAUCAACGUGCGUAAUAAGCAGUAAUCUCCACUUUAGGCACAGUGGGCGAGCUCGUUUAGGAUCAGCAUGUAGGAAAUACCUGCUGGGUGGGAGGUGCAAGUCAGGUGAACUGCCACGGUGUUAAAAGUGCGCACACACAAGGAGAAAUAUUUUCUCUUCCUUCCAGCUGUUAAGUUCCACAGAAGCCUGAAGGAAAAGUUUCAGUGGGAGCAUCAUGAGCACUCGGGAUGUUUUCCCUCACAAAUGGAUGGACGGUCUUGGCGAGACCAGGGAAAAUGAUUGCUCUCCAAUAACAGCAGGGAGAACCAGUUUGGGGGAGUACAACCACCACCUGCCUCUGGGAGACAGCUCUGAGACUCUGGAGCCUUCCGUCCUUGACACUGCAGAGCUCUUCCCAUUAAUGGAGACCAAGUUGUACAAGCGGCGCUGGGUCAUGCUAUUUGUCUUUAGCAUUUACUCCAUGAGCAAUGCCUUCAUGUGGCUGCAGUACGGCAUCAUCAGCAACAUCUUCAUGCGAUUCUACAACAUCGACACCCUGGCCAUUGACUGGCUCUCCAUGAUCUACUUCCUCACCUACAUCCCUCUCAUCCUGCCUGUCAUGUGGCUGCUAGACAACCGGGGCCUCAGGGACGUGGUGGUGGUGGGGUCUGCCUUCAACUGCAUCGGGGCGUGGAUCAAGACGAGCACGGCCAUCCCUGACAUGUUCGCCAUGACCUUCUUUGGCCAGUUUGUGUGUUCAGUGGCCACAGUUUUCAUCCUGGGCAUCCCCUCCAGACUUGCGUCCCUGUGGUUUGGGCAGCAGGAGGUGUCCACUGCUUGUUCCAUUGGCGUUCUUGGAAACCAGAUGGGUAUCGCCAUUGGGUUCCUGGUCCCACCCAUCCUCGUGCCCAAUGUGGACGAUAUGAACGAGCUGGCGUACCACAUCAGAAUCAUGUUCUACAUCAGUGCUGGAGUGGCCACCCUCAUCUUCAUCCUUGUGGUGAUCGUGUUUCAGGAGAGACCAGAGAUCCCUCCCACGCAGGCCCAGGUUCAGGCCAGGAACAUACCCCCGGGCGAGUACUCGUACACGGCUUCCAUCUGGAGGCUGCUGUGCAACAAGCCCUUCAUGCUGCUGGUGGUCAGCUACGGCCUGAACGUCGGCUGCUUCUAUGCUGUUUCCACACUGUUGAACCGGAUGAUCAUUGAACAUUAUCCUGGUGAAGAGGUGAAUGCUGGGAGAAUUGGUCUGACCAUUGUCAUUGCGGGCAUGGUGGGGUCCCUCAUAUGUGGCAUUUGGCUGGACAAGACUAAAACCUACAAACAGACCACCUUGCUUGUAUAUCUCCUCUCUCUGAUUGGCAUGUUGGUCUAUGCCUUCACCCUCAACCUGGGUCACCUCUGGGUGGUGUUCAUCACUGCUGGAGUUUUAGGCUUCUUCAUGACAGGAUAUCUGCCUCUGGGCUUCGAGUUUGCAGUAGAGCUCACCUACCCGGAGUCGGAGGGCACCUCGUCGGGACUUCUCAACUGUUCAGCUCAGAUCUUUGGAAUCAUUUUCACCAUCUCCCAAGGGAAGAUUAUUGAUAAAUGGGGCACUUUAGGGGGAAACAUCUUCCUGUGUAUCUUUCUGCUGAUAGGAUCCAUAUUGACAGGACUCAUCAAGGCUGACCUCCGACGGCAGAAGGCCAACCUGCAGGCCGAGGAGCAGACGGUGAGUAAAAUGACGGCUGAUCUGGAAGGAGGCGUCUCUCCACCUGAAAUCCUGAAAGACGGGGACGUUAUAAAGAGGAUGGACGUCCCCUUUUUUUUAACGACACCAUGUACAGAUAAAAACAGAAAUACUGACUUGUCAACAUGCAUAAACGUGUACGCAUUGCCACAGAGUGAAAAAGGCCGCUGUGAGGAGUGAGCACAUGGAGACUGAACAGUACUGUACAGCGCUCUGUGAGGCUUUUAUGACUGGAGUAAGAACCAGCAGACCCGCUGUACAACAUGAUGUACUGUACGGACGCCACACUCUGGCUCCUGGCCCCCACCGUAGGCAUUUUACAUGUCUUGUCAGUGCAAUCCAGUUGCCACUUUAGUGAUUCCGACAUUACCGCCCUCUCAAACUUAUUUAAACUUUUUCCCGUUUCCUAACCUUUUAAUGUCCCCAUCUGAUUAUUGUUAAUAUUGUGUUCUAUGCAUCUAAUGAGCAAUAUUUAAACUGCGAGUGUUUCCAAAUAUUGGUCCAAUUUUGUGUGUAACUGAACUCAGUCUUUACAUUGCUAAAGGUAUUCAUUAAGUGUUCUGUUUUUAGAAUAUGCAUCUUAAAUGCAGACCGAGGGCUGUGAUGUGUCUCCUGUCAUGGCAGUGAGGCUCCCCAUCGCCUCGACAAGGCUGGCAUAUCAUCUCAGCCUGCCGUUCAGGAUGGAAGUAUGUACCCCUGAAUACUGCUGAUAAUAACUAUGAUUGAUGCUGUGCAUCUGAGUACACUUUGGGAGGCCAGUUUUGUCCUUGUUUUACUGUACGCCAUCUCUACAAAAAGACAUUUGGUGAUUAAUACCUGAAUCAACAUGCAAGAGCAUCUGGAACAUUAUGUCAGCACAGCACAAAACAGACAGAAGGAAAAGGCAAAUUAAUCUAUUGCCCUUGACAUUUUGCACAAGAAAAUGUUUUUAUGUUUGAUACUUAGCGUGUGAAUUUGUUACUGAGAAAUGUAGUUCAUGCUAUGUAACCAGUGUUUAUAUAGUUUAUCAUUAACAUAUUAUACCUGAUGUGUUGUGAGUAGUUGUCUGUUAUAUAUAAGUUAUAUAAUGAUUGUUAAGUGAUUGUGAAGGUGCUAAUUAUUACUUCAGUGGCAUUUUUUUAGACAUUUUACAGUGCUGCAAAAAUUUUGUAUGCUGUAAAUUGAUAUCUAAAAAUGGGAUUUUUUAGACUGGAAUAUCCAGUAGAGUGUUCUCUGUCACGCUCGAGAAUAGAUUUUUCUUCAAACCUUGAAGAUUCCUACAGAUCAAAGUGUGCGAGUGUUUUCUGCACUUGAAUCCAUCCUAUAAAGCCAAAAUUAGCGCCGUUUAUUUUCUGAAAAUAAUGUUGAAAACACCUCGCUUUACCCAAAUAUGAGAUCUGAGCGGCAUAGGAUGUUGAUUUUUCAUCAAAAAUGAUGCAAAAUACAAUUAUAUCCUUGGAAACAAGAUAU